AUGGCAGCGGAGCUGAUCCGCCAGCUGGAGGUGGGCGCCGCCUCCGACCAGGAGCGGCACCAGGAGGCGGCCAGCUCUCGUCAGGAGCUGCUACAGCUGACCAGGGAGGCCGAGGCCAGGAUCGGCCAGGUUCGGGCGGAGGUCGACGAGAGGGUGGCAGCCGCCCGCGCCGAGGUCGAGCAGCGCUGCCAGCAGAAGAUGGACACCCAGCUGGCCGAGGCACGAACGGAAGCUGAAGCCAAGGCGGUGGCCGCCUGCGCCCAGGUGGAGCAGCAGUGUGUGAAGAGGGCAGAGACCCAGCUGGCUGAAGCACGAUCGGAGGCUGAGGCCAAGGCCAAGGCCGCACGCGCUGAGAUGGAGGAGCAGUGGCAGAAGAGGAUGACAACUCAGCUAGCCGAAGCACGAGCAGAGGCUGAAGCCAGAGCGACGGUCGCUAAAAGAGACGCAGAGCAGCAGUGUCAGGAGCGGACCGGUGGACAGCUGACCGAGACGCGUGCUGAGGUGGAGGCGGCGAGGAGGGAGGUGGAGGAACACUGGCGGAAAACGAUGGGAAGCCGGCUGGCUGAGGCACGGGCCGAGGCCGAGGCAGAGGUGGUAGCCGUCAGGAAGGAGGAGGAGCACCGCUGGCAGAGCAAGCUGGAAGGCCGUUUGUCGGAGGAAGGUCAUACGGUAGAAGCGAGGAUGGCGGCAGCAAGGAAAGAGGUGGAGGAGCAGUGGCAGAAAAAGAUGGAGACCCAGCUGGCUGAGGCUCUUGCUGGUGCUGAUGAGAAGGUAGCGGCCGCGAGGAGGGAGGUGGAGGAGCAGUGGCAGCACAGGGCUGACAAACAACUGUCAGAGGCUCGCGAUGAGGCAGAGAAGCGGAUGGUCACUGCCAGAAAGGAUGUAGAGGAGGAAUGGAAGAGGAAGCUGCAAGUCCAGCUGACCAAGGCGGAGGCGAGGGUGCAGUCGGUCAGGAGGGAGAUGGAGGAGGCGAGUCGCCGAGUUACACCUGUGAGUGAGUCUAACGUGGAGUCGCAGCUGGCAGCGUUGCGAGAUAAGCUAGAAGCGGAACACCGGCAGAGGGUUCAGCGUCAGGUGGCUGAGGAUGAAGAGCUGGUGAUGACAGUUCAAAGAGAGCUGGAGGAAGAGCGCGAGAAAAACACCAGGGUUCAGCAGGAGGCGGAAAAACGGAUGGAGGAAAUGCGAAGGGAGAUGGAGGAAGAUUACACGAAGAAGCUGGAAAGCCAGUCGGCAGAAUCAGAGCAAAGGGCGGUGGCAUUACGAGCGGUGAUUGAGGAAGAAAAGCGAAGGAACGCCGAAGGGCAGGUGGUCGACAAAGACAAGCAAAGGGCAGCAUGGCGUAAGGAGCUGCAAGAAGAAUACCAGAGCACACUAGAAUGUCAUUCGACCCAAACUGACGAGCUGGAGGCGGCCGCUGAUUACGAGCGGCGUCUGUCGGAGGCGCGGGCGGAGGCCGAGUCGCGGCUGGCGGCCGUCAGGGGACAGUUGGAGGCCGAGUAUCAGAAGAGGACCGAGUCGCGCAUCGGCGAGGUGCGGGCCGAGGUGGACGUGAAGAUCGCGCAAACGCUGGCGAAGGCUGAGGCGACCCUCAGCCGGCUGAAGGACAACAUGGAGGCAGAGUACGGCCGGAAGGCGGCCGCCAUGUCGGCCCGGCUCGAGGCGGAGGCGGACACCCAGGUGCGCGCGGUGAAGGAGCAGCUGCAGGCGCAGCACAAAGACGAGCUGAACGCCCGGGAAGCGCGGCUGGCGAAGGAGAUGGAGAAAGUGAGACGCGAGUCCGAGGAGAAGAUCCACGAAGGCCUUGAGAGGUGCAGAGAGGCGGAGGCUGAAGUAAGCCGGCUGGUCGAGGCAAAACAGGAGGCGACACUGAAGCUUGCCGAAGCCCAGCUGGAACUGGAGGCCAGCCAGAGCAGGCCUGUCGUGGAGCAUGUGUCUACCGCGGAGAAACCGAGCUCGCCGCUCGAGCUAUGCCCGGACACUACGGGAGCUGACACAAACGCAGAGGUCCUGGCGAGGGUGACGUCCGAGUACGAGCUUCAGGUGGCGGAGAUACGAGCUGAUCUGCUGCGUGUGCAAACGGUCUUUGAAGAAGAGAAGCGGGCAGCUGAGGAGGAGAGGCUGUGUCACGCUCGUCAGACGGCUGAGAGCGAGGCGGCGCUGAUCCGGCUCCGGGCCGAGGCUGGCCAGCAGGCGGCCCGGCUGGCCACGCUCAGCGCCCAGCUGGUCUCAGCGGAGUCCGGCCAGCAGGCGGCCGAGGCG
Pollicipes pollicipes is the source of this 2259-nucleotide messenger RNA. RefSeq names its product plectin. The record is from RefSeq and is a predicted model, not a curated record. NCBI's taxonomy places the organism in Eukaryota, Metazoa, Arthropoda, Thecostraca, Pollicipedomorpha, Pollicipedidae. The annotation marks the transcript as partial. The transcript is spliced from 4 exons.